Molecule: messenger RNA, 639 nt
Organism: Auanema sp. JU1783
Lineage: Eukaryota; Metazoa; Nematoda; Chromadorea; Rhabditida; Rhabditidae
Source: the annotation of a GenBank genome assembly
AUGAGUGUACCUCUACCAGGAGAAGGCAUUCCUCUUGAGGAGCUAUUCGGUAAUCCUUUCCACACAAAGAAAGAAAGAAAAGCAGAGCAACCGUUUGAAUACAUACCUUCCUCGUAUGUGUUACUGAUUGAUGAAAUGAUUGGGUCACGAACAAGACCAUGGAAUCCAGAGCGAACUCCCAUCAAGCCCAAACAGAUGUUAUCACUACCAGAGAUGACCAAGGAAGAGAUGCUCAUUUCGAGAGCUAUGGAGAAUUGUGUUGUCAAAGCGACAAUCUCAGGAGUUCUUGGUUAUGGAGUGGGUAUGGCGUUCGGUUUGUUCACAGCAUCAGUUGAUCCUUCUCUAAGUAUGGUAGGAGGAGAUCCCACCAAACAGUUGGGUUUCAAAGAGACCUGGAGAGAGAUGAGAGGACGAAUGUUCUCUUACGGAAAAAACUUUGGUUCCAUCGGUCUGAUGUUCUCUGGAACCGAAUGCAUACUGGAAACCGUAAGAGCCAAGAGUGACUGGAGGAAUGGCACUUACUCAGGAGGGAUUGUGGGAGCUGUGCUUGGAUUGAGAGCCGGGAUAAAGCCAGCAAUGUGGGGAGCUGCUGGUUUCGCAGCGUUCUCUACGCUCAUCGACCAUUAUAUGAGAGGAUAA